UUUAGAUAUGGACUACAUCAACACUACACAGAUGGAACCAAAAAACAGCACGAAUGUCAGCAGCGUGUUCACACAUCAGGUUCUGCCUGUGCUCUACACCAUCAUCUGCGCUUGUGCCUUCAUUCUCAACGGACUCGCCGCUUGGAUCUUCUUCAGGGUUCCCACCUCAUCAGCCUUAGUAGUUUACCUAAAAAACAUGGUGGUGGCAGAUGUUCUGAUGUUGUUUACCUACCCGUGGCGUGUAGUGGGGGACCUCGGUUAUGGCGGUUUGCAGUUGAAGCUGAUAGUUUGCCGCUACACAGCUGUGCUUUUCUACCUCAGCAUGUACACAGGAAUAACCUUCAUGAGCCUCAUCAGCUUGGAACGCUACUUUAAAAUCGUACGCAGUACCUCUGAAGCGUCUUCUUUUCUGCAACGUGUUUCAGUAGCGAAGGCUCUUGCGCUGCUAACUUGGGGCAUCAUGAUGUUCUUCAUGCUGCCGAAUGCCAUAUUAACAAACCAGCCCAUGCCUAAGGUUUUCUCCUGCAUGGCCCUGAAGAGUGACCUGGGUCGGCGCUGGCACGAAAUUUCAGCCCACUUCAACGUUGGAGUCUUCUGGGUGGCAUUCCUGUUGAUGGUGUUUUGCUACACCUCCAUUGCUUGUCAUGUUUACCGCUCUUACAAACGGGUGCAGCAGGACAGCAGCAUGGCGAGACGGCGAUCAAAUCGAAGCAUCUUUAGCUUGCUGGCUGUUUUUGUCUUCUGCUUUGUUCCGUACCACGUCUGUCGUGUGCCCUACACAAUUAGCCAAGGCCACAAGGAUGACUUUAGUGCCUACAACCGCUUCAUUCUCUUCCAGUUCAAAGAAGCUACACUCUUCCUGUCCGCUCUUAAUGUGUGUCUGGAUCCUGUCAUCUACUUUUUCAUGUGCAGGACAUUCAGAGAGUCGCUUUUGCAGAAGAUGUCAUCUGUAAACCACGAAAACAGGCGGCCUUCAAUAGGCACUGGGCUCAGUAUCAGCAAUCUGUAAUGAUUGAGCAACAAAGCAAAACGAGCAUUAGUCAUUUGCAAGAUGGAAAAGAUAUUUUGAUUUGAAGCCACAUACCUAGCUGUGGUUUUCUUGCAUGUGAAAACGCAGCAUAAAGAGAUGGAGCGGAAGAAGGUCACAACAAAGUGGUGUUUUCCAAAAAAAACCACCAAGUCAUGUCAGCCACAGCUUUUAAAACAGUUUACUGAAGAAAAGUCAACCCUUAAAUGGAGAGUUGACUAUAAAUAAAAAUUCUGACAUAAUUUUCUUAUCCUCAUCUCAUUUAAAACCUUUCACUCGUAAAAAUAAAUAUUGCUGCUGUUUUCGCAGCUAUGCCAUUGAAGAAUCAUUUUUGGUUCCCUGAUGAACAUUUUAAUGAACAGUUCUAAAAAAGAAGCUAUUUUAUCAUUGUGAAGAACAUUUAUUUUUAAAUUCCACUAUAAAGAACCAUUUGUGUAAUAUACAUAUUCUGAUGAUGUUAAAGGUUCAUCAUAGAACCAUAGAUGUUUGUGUACUUUCUUCUAUGGAAUAAAAUGGUGACACUGACGACUUAAAAGUGAAUGAGAACUGAGAGCGUCAAACUCCAAAAUGACAAAGAAGCAACAUUAUAAGUCCAUAUGACUACAUAACAUUCCGAAACAUAAUUCUUUAAUUCACAGAAAAUAUUUCAGCAUGGAGUUCUAAAAACCAAAUAUGGCCUCAUUAGAAGAUGACGGCAUCAUUAUAGGAGGUCUGGCAUGAUUAUAUUUGGACAUGAGAUCAGUGCUAUUAAUUGUAGUUUAUACACAUUUUACAAUUUAUUUCAAAGGCAGAGGGCAAGAUUAUGGUGAAUAUAACCUUAUAUUAAAUGGAAAAGAACUGGCAAAAAAUUCUAAACAGAACAAAAAAUCUUUAUACAAGUUUGGAACAAUUUGACAUUUUGGUUGAUCUGUUCCUUUAAAAUUACAUUUAGCAGAAUCCCACACAUUUCACACUUCUGUUGUUUACAUGGUAAGCCUCAGCAUCUUUGCAAAGAAUGUUUAUGUUCCCCCCACCACAACUGUAAUGCCUAUUGGCUCUGGAGAGACAGGAUGUGUUUAGCUAUAACACUUGGUUAGUAUUGAAAUCAUACCUAUUGGUUUAACUCUGCAUGGGGCCAUACAGCCCAUAAAUCAUUUUCAAAUACACUCAUGGUCCCCUUUCAUGUAUGUAUUUUUCUAGUUUCUCACACAUAUAUUCACCUUUCAACUACAUUCAUGUCAAGUCUUUAUCUCUCACGCUUUCUCACGCAUGUCUGGUCAGCUAUCUUUGUAGGGACUCUCCAUAAGCAUAAUGGUUUUUAUACUGUACAAACUGUAUUUUCUAUUACCCUACAUCAACCCUACACCUAAACCUACCAA
Molecule: messenger RNA, 2385 nt
Organism: Carassius carassius (crucian carp)
Lineage: Eukaryota; Metazoa; Chordata; Actinopteri; Cypriniformes; Cyprinidae
Product: P2Y purinoceptor 14-like
Exons: 1
Coding region: 8-1009 (333 amino acids)
Biological process (GO): G protein-coupled receptor signaling pathway
Cellular component (GO): membrane
Molecular function (GO): G protein-coupled purinergic nucleotide receptor activity
Source: RefSeq, a predicted model, not a curated record